Molecule: messenger RNA, 1457 nt
Organism: Zingiber officinale
Lineage: Eukaryota; Viridiplantae; Streptophyta; Magnoliopsida; Zingiberales; Zingiberaceae
Product: actin-100-like
Exons: 5
Coding region: 134-1264 (376 amino acids)
Source: RefSeq, a predicted model, not a curated record
CGAGAUUUCUGACCACUACCAUUUCUUGGCUGUAGCAACUAGCAAAGACAGCUCCCCCUCUCUUGCUCUAAGGCGGCAUCCGGAUCCCUUCAGCACGUCAAAUCUCGCCCAGAUCGCCUUCCUCGAUUAGGAAAUGGCCGACGAAGAUAUCCAGCCUCUUGUUUGUGACAAUGGGACUGGAAUGGUCAAGGCUGGAUUUGCUGGUGAUGAUGCACCUAGAGCAGUCUUCCCAAGUAUUGUAGGCCGACCUCGCCACACAGGUGUUAUGGUUGGCAUGGGCCAAAAGGAUGCUUAUGUUGGUGAUGAAGCACAGUCUAAGAGAGGUAUUCUUACAUUGAAGUAUCCUAUUGAGCAUGGAAUUGUCAGCAAUUGGGACGAUAUGGAGAAGAUCUGGCACCAUACAUUCUAUAAUGAGCUUCGUGUUGCUCCUGAGGAGCAUCCUAUAUUGCUAACGGAAGCCCCUCUUAAUCCAAAGGCAAACAGAGAAAAGAUGACUCAGAUUAUGUUUGAAACUUUUAACGUACCUGCUAUGUAUGUUGCUAUUCAGGCCGUUCUUUCACUCUAUGCCAGUGGUCGUACAACUGGUAUUGUGCUCGAUUCUGGUGAUGGUGUGAGCCACACUGUGCCCAUCUAUGAAGGAUAUGCUCUACCUCAUGCUAUUCUUCGAUUGGAUCUUGCCGGUCGUGAUCUCACAGAUUGCCUGAUGAAGAUCCUUACCGAGAGAGGUUAUUCAUUCACCACCACUGCUGAGCGAGAAAUUGUAAGGGACAUCAAGGAGAAGCUUGCCUAUAUUGCUCUUGACUACGAGCAGGAGCUGGAGACUGCCAAGACCAGCUCCUCUGUUGAGAAAAGCUAUGAACUUCCUGAUGGGCAGGUUAUCACCAUCGGUGCUGAGAGAUUCAGAUGCCCAGAGGUCCUCUUCCAGCCAGCCUUAAUCGGCAUGGAAGCUGCUGGUAUUCAUGAGACAACGUACAACUCCAUCAUGAAGUGUGAUGUGGAUAUCAGGAAAGAUCUGUAUGGAAAUAUUGUGCUCAGUGGUGGAUCUACUAUGUUUCCUGGUAUUGCUGAUCGUAUGAGUAAGGAGAUCACUUCACUCGCACCAAGCAGCAUGAAGAUUAAGGUGGUUGCUCCGCCUGAGAGAAAAUACAGUGUUUGGAUCGGUGGUUCCAUCCUUGCAUCCCUCAGCACUUUCCAACAGAUGUGGAUUACUAAGGGAGAGUACGAAGAAUCUGGUCCAGCUAUUGUCCACCGGAAGUGCUUCUAAGCUCCAUUACCUGCAUCUUUGCGGAGUUUGUGUCAUGGACUAUCUAGUACUUGGUUUUCUUGGAAUUUUGAUGCUUGGUUUGGGGGCCUACCCCGAUAUUUACAUGUGUCCUUGUGAGAUUUUUAGCACUCAAACAAGUUUGUUAUCUGGUUUCGAUAUAGUUGCCUUUAUCAGGUUUGAAGAUGGUUUAUCA